This is a messenger RNA of Puccinia graminis f. sp. tritici CRL 75-36-700-3, 1218 nucleotides long. RefSeq lists its product as uncharacterized. NCBI's taxonomy places the organism in Eukaryota, Fungi, Basidiomycota, Pucciniomycetes, Pucciniales, Pucciniaceae. The record is from RefSeq and is a predicted model, not a curated record. The transcript is spliced from 5 exons. Bases 1 to 1218 code for a protein of 405 amino acids.
AUGAACCUUUCAAGCAAGAAGAUUUUUUUCACUUUUUUCAUCACGAUUUCCAUCACCUUGUAUCACGUCCAGGAUGGACUCUGCCACGGUUAUAUCAAAGCCUGGUCGGCCGAUGACGGUCACACUUGGACUUUGGGCCAAAAGCAAGAACUCGAAAACUCUUCAAUCCGGGGCUUCUCAGAAAAUACCGGUUGGAUUGGAAGCCAAUUUCUGACUAAACCUGCCUUCGUUUGCGGGUCCGGCUUAACACCAAGUCUCAAGAUCGUUGCUCCCAGUGGGGACCUCUUCAGCAAAGCUGACCAAAGCGCCGGGAAAACCUUAGCCGUUGCAUCUGGUGCCACAGUUCGCUUGCUCAUAAAUGACGAGCCUCAUAAGAUAUACCCCCACGAGAACGGCCAUAUUCAAAUUUAUCUCGGCUAUUGCGGUCCGUCUGAAACAGCAUGCGAGAAAUUCGAUGCUGCGACAAUCAGCUACUUCAAAAUAUUAUCAUUGAAACAUGGAUUGGGAUCGAAAAAGGAAUUCCCUUACAACAAACACAAAGAUGGAAAUGUGGUCAAAUCGUCUGAAGCUGAAGGAAAGCAAGACCAAUACUACAUCACUUGUGGCCAGAUGGCCCUUCCAGAGCCUGAAGUUAGCCCACCGGUCUCCAUCGAAAGCUUAGAGAGCGUGCGGUUCCCAGGUGCCUACAAAGAUGGAAAUAUCGAUCCGGACGACCCACCACCCGGCCCAAAUGUGGUGAACUUAUCCACCGGGGCAGCCAAGGAAAAUGGCAAGGCCGCCUCAAAACUUCGCCAGAGUACCUCUCAGCCCAACGCGGAAUCCCAGGGGUUCGGGGGUUCCGAGAACGUGCCGAAGUGCGCUCGAAAUUGUCUUUCAAAGAAGAUCUCAGAGAACGCCGAGGGAAUACUCGGCGUGCCCUGCGCUAAACCUUCUGACCAAGUCGACUCAAACCAAAACUUAUGCCAAUGCAAGGACGAAAAGUUCGCCGAGGCCUACGCAAAUUGCUGCAACGAUCAUUGUCAGGCCGGAUGUGAAUUGGAACAAGCGUUGAACUCAUUCAGCACUCUUUGCGACCGUGCCAAAUAUGUCACAGCUAUGUAUUGUUGGAAGGUGAGUGGGGAUCCCAGACCUGAUGGGGGACCGGUUGGGUUUCUCUGUGGGCCGGCCAUUCGGUCUGCCCAGAUUGGCAGUCUUACAACCAGGCAUUUCAUGGAAUAA